This is a messenger RNA of Metarhizium album ARSEF 1941, 1506 nucleotides long. RefSeq names its product Protein prenyltransferase. The transcript has 3 exons. Gene Ontology annotation, cellular component: cytoplasm; CAAX-protein geranylgeranyltransferase complex; protein farnesyltransferase complex. Gene Ontology annotation, molecular function: protein farnesyltransferase activity; CAAX-protein geranylgeranyltransferase activity. The coding region runs from base 1 to 1506 and encodes 501 amino acids. Lineage: Eukaryota; Fungi; Ascomycota; Sordariomycetes; Hypocreales; Clavicipitaceae. Gene Ontology annotation, biological process: protein geranylgeranylation; protein farnesylation. The record is from RefSeq and is a predicted model, not a curated record.
AUGCCGCCCAAGGCGAGAGUGGUGACAAAGGCGAGCAAUCCGGAGUCCAAAGCUCCUGAACUAAACCCAGAAACACUGAACGAUCGAACUUGUCAGCGCUACUACCAGACGAACCCCGUCCAAAGGCGAUUUGAAGAAGCUGGCUUCCCGGGUUUAACUCCCGCGGAGAGAAAAGUUUUUAUCUACUCAAAUCUCAUUCAACCAAUCGCCGAUCACAAGAUCUCUUUGUCUAAUAAGACAGAAAGAGAUUACUGGAAACAAGUCACGAAAGACGGACUGCCCAUUCGCCGCCUUCGACAGGGACACUGCUGGGGCAAGGACAAAACCGGCCGCGACAUUGGCACAUAUCAGCUUGAGAAUUUUGAAAGGCGCUCGGUAAAGCAAGCUCGGCUGGCGUCUCUGGACAUUCUUCAUCACCAGUUCCUUGCCAAACGACGUAAAGCAAUCGCUAGGGGCAGAGACGUCUCGAACGAAGAAUUGGAUGAAGAAAAGACGAGACGGAAAGACAUGGCUACCUUGAACAAAGAUCUUUAUGGGCAUAGUGCGGGUUCUAUGUCCAACAACCCAGAAUGGGACGACGUAAUCCCCAUACCCUACAGUGAACCCGAUGAUGCCCUCGCCAAGAUUGCCUACCCCGACGACUAUGCGGAAGCCACAUCGUAUCUUCGCGCUGUUAUGGCUGCAGACGAGUGCUCCCCCAGAUGUCUUCGCCUCACGGAACACGUCAUUUCUAUGAAUCCUGCACACUACACCGUGUGGCUAUAUCGCUUCAAGAUUAUUCAGACAUUGAAUUUGCCCGUCCCUGAAGAGAUCGAGUGGCUGAACCAGGUAGCCCUGGAGAACCUAAAGAACUAUCAAAUAUGGCACCACCGCCAGCUUUUGCUAGACUACUACUUCCCAAGCAUUGAUGGAGAUGAAGAAACGAUCAAGAACUUGGCAAGGACUGAAACACAGUUUAUUAACAGUAUGCUUGAAGAAGACACGAAAAACUAUCAUGUCUGGUCCUUUAGGCAAUAUUUGGUGAGGAAACUUGGCAUGUGGAACGUCGCUGAGCUGGCUGCGACACAAAAUUUGAUUGAAGACGAUGUGCGAAUUUUUCUAGUCUUCUCGAACAGUGUUGCCACACCGAAUCUACCUGCCACUGCACAUGACCCGAAAGUCCCUGGCUCCCUCAUCGAUAGAGAAAUGGACUAUGCAAAAGAAAAGAUCGCUUUAGCGCCCCAAAACCAAUCCAGCUGGAAUUACCUCCGAGGAGUGCUUGCCAAGGGUGGCAGAGAUCUGUCAGGUGUUCGUGAAUUCUCGGAGCAGUUUAUAUCUAAUUUGGGUGCUGAUGGCGAGGAUGUGAAAAGCUCUCAUGCUUUGGAUAUACUGGUUGACAUCUAUCGCCAGGCUGGUAACAUUAGCAAAGCCAGGCUCUGUCUGCAGAGGCUUUGGGAGAAAUGGGAUCCAGUACGCGAAGGAUAUUGGAAGUUUAGAGCGUCUGAACUGGGAGAGGCAAUAGAGUAG